CCUCGGCAACCUCCUCCGCCACACCAUUUCCUUCUUCAGACCCCUCUCGAUGGAUCAUGCAGCCGUGCGCGUCUCGCAAGCUCCCCCGUCCCUCCCAUGGCCCACACUCGUCCAGCGAGUGCCAGACCCCGCGCGAUGCUCCUCGCCCCCUCCGCCUCCGCCUCCGCCGGCCAGACGUGGGCACCCCGUCCACCCGCCCCGCCGCUCCGGCGCCGCCUCCUCGCGGCGCGGCGCGGUCGCGUGUGCGUGCCCCGGUGCGCCGGCGCCGCCCCUCCCCCGCGCCCCGGCGCCACGACGCACAGCCCAGCUCGCAGCAAGUGCUCGCCGUUGCUUGAGAGUGCUCUGUUGCUGCCUGGUGGAAAUGAACCGGCUGCGGAUGAGUGGACGGCGGUUCCGGAUAUUUGGAGGACAGCAGCAGAAAAAUACCCUGACAGUGUAGCUCUGGUGGACCCUUACCACGAUCCUCCGUCCGAGUUGACUUAUAAGCAGCUUGAACAACAAAUACUGGAUUUCUCUCAUGGUCUGAGGGCCGUGGGUGUUGCUCCAGAUGAAAAGCUAGCCCUUUUUGCUGACAACUCGUGUCGUUGGCUAGUUGCAGAUCAAGGAAUCAUGGCUACUGGUGCUAUCAAUGUUGUUAGAGGAACAAAAUCUUCCGAUGAUGAACUGUUCCAAAUAUACAAUCAUUCAGAAAGUAUUGCACUUGUUGUGGACAGUCCUCAAUUCUUUAACCGGCUUGCAGAAUCUUUCAUUUCAAGGAUUAAUGCAAGAUUUAUUGUGCUACUUUGGGGUGAUAAAUCAUCCCUAAAUAGUAAAGCUGUGAUGGACAUACCAGUUUAUGACUACAAUGAUAUCACUGUACUUGGACGAGAAAACCGCAAUGCAUUGUGCUACUCAAGCGAGCAAGGUAUCAUUUGCAUGAUAUCACAAUGUGAUAUAAAUCACAAGAAAUGUUCAGCUGGGGAUGUAUGGAGCCGGCAAGGUGUCUUCGAAGCCAUUACUCCAGAAGAUGUUGCGACUCUAAUAUAUACCAGUGGAACAAGCGGCACACCAAAAGGCGUGAUGCUUACCCACCGAAAUCUCUUGCAUCAGAUAAAUAACAUGUGGGAGAUUGUUCCAGCAGUACCUGGUGAUAGGUUCCUAAGUAUGCUUCCACCCUGGCAUGCAUAUGAGCGUUCUGCCGAGUAUUUCAUCUUCACUCAUGGAGCUCAACAAAUUUACAGUAGUGUGAAAUACCUGAAGGCAGAUUUGCAGAAGUACCAACCUCAUUACGUUUUCUCUGUACCACUGGUCUAUGAAACUCUGUACAGUUCGAUUCAGAGGCAGAUAUCUUCCAGUUCUCGUGCUCGAAAAACUGUUGCCCUUGCACUUAUCAAGAUAAGUUUGCUAUAUAUGGAGGCAAAGAAGAUAUUCGAGGGAACAGUCUUAUCAAACAAUCCUGUCAAGCCAUCGUCCAUUUCCUACAUGUUCAAUUGUCUAUGGGCAAGAAUUGUCGCUGCUCUUUUGUGGCCCUUGCAUAAUCUGGCAAAGAUGUUAUUCUACAAGAAAAUCCAUUCUACAGUCGGAAUUUCGAAGGCUGCUAUAAGUGGUGGUGGAAGUCUCCCGAUGCAUGUGGACAAGUUUUUUGAGGCCAUUGGUAUCAAAGUGCAAAAUGGCUAUGGUCUAACAGAGACUUCCCCUGCUGUAGCUGCUAGGCGUCCAUUCUGUAAUGUUCUUGGCACAGUUGGCCACCCAAUAAAGCAUACAGAAAUCAAGAUUGUGGACAUAGAGACCGAUGAGGUGCUCCCAGAUGGUUCAAAGGGGAUUGUGAAGAUUAAAGGGCUGCCAGUAAUGAAGGGAUAUUAUAAGAAUCCAUCUGCUGCAAAUAAUGCUUUGGAUCAAGAAGGUUGGUUCAACACUGGAGAUAUAGGCUGGAUUGCACCUCACCAUGCCACAGGGCCUAGUCGAAAAUGUGGAGGGAUGCUUGUUCUUGAAGGGCGUGCAAAGGAUACGAUAGUUCUCGCUACAGGUGAAAACGUUGAACCUGCUGAGCUUGAGGAAGUAGCCAGCAGGAAUAGCUUGAUUGAUCAGAUAAUGGUUAUUGGCCAGGACCGACGGCGCCUUGGUGCAAUUGUUGUUCCCAAUAAUAAUGAAGCUCUAGCAGCUGCAAAAAGAAAGUCGAGCGUUGAUGGGAACAAUGAUGAAGCCAAAGAUACGGUCAUGAACUUGCUAUAUGAUGAGCUGAGAACUAGGAUGGCGGGUUGCUCAUUCCAGAUUGGCCCUAUUCUUGUUGUUGAAGAACCAUUUACGAUUGAUAAUGGUUUGAUGACACCAACCAUGAAGAUAAGAAGGGACAGAGUGGCAGCCAAAUAUCAGAGUGAAAUUGAAGCCUUGUACAAGUGAGAUAUGGACCCAGUGUCGGCCCAUAGGUCGUGCAAACAAGUCAACCGCCCCGAGGCCUGUUUGAUGGAAGACAAAUUUUAGGAUGGCCCGAAAUUGUUUUGGUCCGUUCAUUUUUAAGACGGUGUAAUAGGUUAUGUUUACCUUGUCAAGGUUAACAGAAUCUUUGCACUUCAAUAGUUUUCAUUAGUUAGCAAAAACUAAAUGGUAGGGUUAAUGUUGAUGGAAAGAAACAUGUAGCCAACUACUGAUACACUGUACAUAUCCAUGCAAAAUCAAAUUUUUAAUGGGCUGGUAUGGUAUGAAAACCAUGUAAACGGAUAUUAUCUCCUAAUUAUUCCUUUU
Molecule: messenger RNA, 2721 nt
Organism: Triticum aestivum (bread wheat)
Lineage: Eukaryota; Viridiplantae; Streptophyta; Magnoliopsida; Poales; Poaceae
Product: probable acyl-activating enzyme 16, chloroplastic
Exons: 18
Coding region: 97-2379 (760 amino acids)
Biological process (GO): fatty acid elongation
Cellular component (GO): chloroplast
Molecular function (GO): long-chain fatty acid [acyl-carrier-protein] ligase activity
Source: RefSeq, a predicted model, not a curated record